AUGGAUAGAAGGAACAAGAACUGCACGGCCAUCUGGGAAGCCUUUAAAGUGGUACUGGACAAGGACCCCUGCUCUGUGCUUCCUGAAGACUAUGACCUUUUCAUUCAACUCUCCAAGCACCCUAUUCCCAGAGACAAGACCCUGUUCUGGGAAAAUAGCUACCUCCUUGUUAAUAGCUAUGCAGAGAACACCCGUCGCUUUAUGCCUGUGAGUGACGUUCUCUAUGGCCGGGUUGCAGAUUCCUUGAGCUGGUGUCGACAGAAUAACAGCGCUGGACUUGAUUACCAGUCCUGCCCUGCAUCAGAAGAUUGUGAGAACAACGCCGUGGACUCCUUCUGGAAGAGGGCGUCGGUCCAGUACUCAACAGAUAGUUCUGGGGUGGUCUCUGUCAUGCUGAAUGGCUCAGAGCCAAAAGGAGCUUAUCCCGUCAAAGGGUUUUUUGCAGAUUUUGAAGUUCCGCACUUGCAGAAGGAUAAAAUCACACGAAUUGAGAUCUGGGUUAUGCAUGAAAUUGGGGGACCCAAUGUGGAAUCCUGUGGAGAAGGCACCGUGAAAAUCCUGGAAGAAAGGCUGGAGCAAAUGGGGUUCCGGUACACCUGCACUAACGAUCACCUGCCAGUGAAACUCUUACAGUGUGUGGACCACAGCACUCAUCCUGACUGUGCUUUAAAAUCGGCAGCAGUGUCUACUCAAAGAGCAGCCCCACUUUAUGCAACAGGAAGCGCCAGCCUUAUCACCCUCCUCUUGCUGGCUCUGGUUUCAGGAACUCAGAUGUAACUAGGGAGUCAGCUGUGCCUUUCUAAGCAGCCUCCUGCAGCCCGCCAGUGCCCACUCAUCAUUCCUCUUCUGGGAGUGACAGCUCGGUCAUCAAGUCAUCUGAGGAUCCAG
Otolemur garnettii (small-eared galago) is the source of this 888-nucleotide messenger RNA. RefSeq names its product bone marrow stromal cell antigen 1 (gene BST1). The transcript is spliced from 10 exons. Gene Ontology annotation, biological process: positive regulation of B cell proliferation. Lineage: Eukaryota; Metazoa; Chordata; Mammalia; Primates; Galagidae. Bases 1 to 777 code for a protein of 258 amino acids. The record is from RefSeq and is a predicted model, not a curated record. Gene Ontology annotation, molecular function: NAD+ nucleosidase activity; phosphorus-oxygen lyase activity. Gene Ontology annotation, cellular component: plasma membrane.